This is a messenger RNA of Labrus bergylta (ballan wrasse), 6501 nucleotides long. It is a transcript of the gene ncoa2, whose product is annotated as nuclear receptor coactivator 2. Gene Ontology annotation, cellular component: nucleus. NCBI's taxonomy places the organism in Eukaryota, Metazoa, Chordata, Actinopteri, Labriformes, Labridae. The record is from RefSeq and is a predicted model, not a curated record. Gene Ontology annotation, molecular function: protein dimerization activity; nuclear receptor binding. Gene Ontology annotation, biological process: positive regulation of transcription by RNA polymerase II; cellular response to hormone stimulus.
UCGGUGACGGUGGUGUUUUUAAAGUAACAGCCACUGUUUUAUCAGAUUAAACAAAUGACACAUUUUUCUGUUGCACCACCCGUGUCAUCUUAAACAGGUAAAAUCGCCGUGGGUGUCGCUUUUACGAGCACCCGGCGUAUAACUGAGUUGAUACCGCCGGAGCCCCGUGAUGUGGUUUGGUGUGGGGGAGGAUAGCAGCUACCAGCCAGAUAAACACUCAGCAUUGGUUUGCACAGCAGGAGUAACAUGGCGGCACAGUUAGCCAGCAGAAAUGUUGUUUCACUACCGCGAAGGUCAGAGCUGCAUCCGAUAAACGGAAUUUAACAGCGAGGACACAGCCGAAAGCCUUUAAUCCAGGUAGACGUGGACGAUGCUUAAAGGUUUCCUCCCUUUACCGUCUUGCAGCAAUGGCCUGAGGGACUCUCUGGACUGAAAUCAAGACGCUGAUAUGCAUUGAGGAUGAGUGGAGUCGGUGAAAACUCGUCUGACCCUGCCAGGGCAGAGUCACGGAAACGCAAAGAAUGUUCAACCGAACUUCUAGGCCCCAGUCCGAAGCGGAGCAACGAGAAGCGCAACCGCGAGCACGAGAACAAAUACAUCGAGGAGCUCGCCGAGUUGAUCUUUGCCAACUUCAACGACAUGGACAACUUCAAUGUCAAGCCUGACAAAUGUGCAAUCCUGAAGGAAACUGUGAAACAGAUCAGACAGAUAAAGGAGCAAGAAAAAGCAGCAGCAGCAAAUCAAGAGGAGGUACAGAAGGCUGAUGUCUCAUCGACAGGCCAAAGUGUGAUUGACAAAGAUGCCUUGGGACCAAUGAUGCUGGAGGCCCUGGACGGCUUCUUCUUUGUGGUAAACAUGGAGGGUAACAUCGUGUUCGUGUCUGAGAACGUAACCCAAUACCUGCGCUACAACCAGGAGGAGCUGAUGAACACCAGCGUCUACAGCGUGCUGCACGUCGGGGAUCACGCAGAGUUCAUCAAGAACCUGCUGCCUAAAUCCCUGGUUAACGGAGUCCCGUGGUCCAGCGAGGGUCCGAGGAGGAACAGCCACACAUUCAACUGCCGAAUGCUGGUCAACCCGCACGGCGAGAACCAGGACGAGCAGCACGAGCACGAGCCCCAGCCACAGAAAUAUGAGACCAUGCAGUGUUUCGCAGUUUCCGAGCCCAAGUCAAUCAAGGAGGAAGGAGACGACUUUCAGUCGUGCCUGAUCUGCGUGGCACGAAGGGUGCCCAUGAAGGAAAGACCCAUGCUUCCCACGCAUGAGAGCUUUACAACGCGCCAGGACCUGCAAGGUAAGAUAACGUCCCUGGAUACCAGUCUCCUGCGGGCGUCCAUGAAGCCGGGCUGGGAGGAUCUAGUGAGACGCUGCAUCCAGAGGUUCCACCUGCAGAACGACGGGGAAAUGUCUUUUGCCAAGAGACAUCAGCAGGAAGUGCUCCGCCACGGACAGGCUUUCAGCCCCAUCUAUCGUUUCUCCCUCUCUGAUGGAACCAUCGUGUCAGCCCACACCAAGAGUAAACUGGUGCGCUCACCUGCCACCAACGAACCCCAGCUCUACAUGUCCCUGCACAUUCUCCAGAGGGAGCAGACAGUUUGUGGAAUGGGUCAGGACAUGGGUCCUGGCGGUCAGGCCACAGGGAUGGCUCCCAAACUGAUAAACCCCUCCACCCCCUCCAUGACUCCUCCAACCCCAGGCUCUUUGCCAGGCUCGGGGCCUCAGGGCCAAGACACUACCAUCAGCAGCAACAGCACGCCUUUCUCCCCUCCAGGCCCAGCUGGCCCAAGAGAGCCUGCAGCAAUGGGGGGCCAUAUGCAGGGCUACCGUUUCGGCUGCCCCCCACCACACAACCACACUGGGGGCAUGCAGCCUCCACAGCAGGGCACUAACUGGAGGAUGAACAGCCCAUCUCGCGCUAGCCCCAGCCCUGCCGGUGGACCACAUCCACCUCAGCAGAACUCUAUGCUGUCGCCCAGACACCGAGGGAGUCCUGGGGGGGCCGGCAGUCCUCGUGUAGCAGGAGGCAUGCACUCCCCCUCUCCAGUGGGGAUGUGCGGAGGAGGACCUGGGAGUGCAGGUAAUAGCAACACAACUAGCACCCAUGCUAACAGCUACACUAGCAACUCUCUGUCAGCACUGCAGGCUCUUAGCGAGUGUCACGGCGUGGGACACGGGCCCCCCCACGCGCACACUCUCGGGUCUCCGGACCGAAAGAUAGGCUCCCCAGCUGGGGUGACAACCGGGUCAGGGGUGAACUCUCAUCUCAUGUCAAAACUUGGAGGCAGUGGGGGGCCUGUAGGUGGUUCAGGAGACUCAUUUGGACCUCAUUCAGAGGGGGGUCAGGGGCCCACGCAGGGCCAGACAGAGAGAAACCUAGCUGAGCCCAAGGAGGAGAGAGACGGGCCCACUGAUGGCCAUGAUGCUCACAACCGUCCCCAUGACAACAAGGGCAACACUAAGCUGCUGCAACUGCUCACCACCAAGCCCGAGCCUCUGGAGAUGCCCCUUUCUCCAGGCGCAGGAGGCGAGGGCAAGGACCUGGUCGGGACGGGGGUCCGGGCCGGCCAAACUGGGGGGAACACACAUGCCACUUCCCUUAAAGAAAAACACAAGAUCCUCCACCAGCUGCUUCAGAACAGCACGUCUCCUGUAGACCUGGCCAAACUCACAGCGGAGGCCACGGGCAAAGAGCUGGGCCAAGACCAAAACCCCGGGGCUGGCGGUGCAGCUGCUGGGACAGAAAUUACUCCGAAGCAGGAGCCCCUGAGCCCUAAGAAGAAAGACAAUGCCCUGCUACGCUACCUGCUGGAUAAAGAUGACACUGUACUUAAGGACAAGGUGCCUAAACUGGAGCCUGGGGAGGUGAAGGUGGAAGGUGGAAAGCACCCGCUUGUCAAGGCAGAGAAACAAGACGCAGGAUACGACCGCGCAGAACAGUCGUCGGAGCUCGACGACAUCCUGAACGACCUGCAGAACGCUCAGCCGCAGCUCUUCUGUGAACCCCGGCCCGUCUCGUUGCCCAGUCCCAUGGACAAACAGAACAUUAUCAACGACAUCCUGCAGAUGUCUGAAAACAAUCCUGCCAUGGCCGCGCAGCAGCAACACAGAGCCAUGGGGGCUAACAUGGCCCCAACAAAUUUUGGGGGUGUCCGACCAGGCCAGCCAGGCCGGGGUCUGCCUGUGAGGAGUGUGUCCCUGGAUAUGAAUGUGUCACCCCAGCAGCCCUCAUUACAGUACCCCAUAAGAGCCAACAGCCCGUACACUCUCAUGCAGCAGCAACAGCAGCAAGGCUUGGUGGGAAAUCACGGCAUGCUGGCUAAUCAGUCUGGUAUGGUUAGCACAGGACUGAUGGCUCCAGGGGGUCCACGGCCAGGCAUGCAGCAGCAGGAGGGAUGGGCGGGCUCGGCCUCUGCCCCUCCACUGGGAGCGUCCGGCCCUGGGCAGCAAGGCGCCAUGCAGGGCAGGAUGGGACCCAACGGAGCGCCAAUGAGGCCCAUCAGCCAACCAGGGCCUCGACAGAUGCUCCAGUCCCCGAUGAUGGCCAAUGCACAACCUGAUAUGGAUAUUGGCAUGGCCGGACACCAUUUCUCCCAACAACAGGCUCCACCCAAUCAGACAGCACCCUGGCCCGAUAGCAUGAUGCCCAUCGAUCAGACUGCUUUUGUAAACCAGAGCCGGCCGGUGCACUCAGCUCCUCCGGAUGAUUUGCUGUGCAGUACAGGGCACAGCUCUGGUGAAGGCAGUGGAGUAGAUGAGGGAGCUCUGAUGUCCCAGCUGUACACAGCACUUAAAGAUUUCGAUGGCCUUGAGGAGAUUGAUCGUGCUCUGGGGAUCCCUGCUCUGAGCCAAACACUGGAGCCGGACCAGUUCCCCCAGGACCCCUCUAUUAUGUUAGACCAAAAGCCCCCCAUGUACACACAGCAGUUUGGUCCCCCACCUUCCCACAUGGCACAGAGGGGCUACCCGGGUGCCCCCAUGCAGGAGCAAGGCUUCCACCCCAUGUCAGGCCAGAUGGGUCCACGGCCUGGGUACCCCAUGAUGAGGAUGCAGGCCAGGCCCGGACUCAGGCCCGCAGUCGUCCCCAACCAGCCCAACACACUACGGCUGCAGCUGCAGCACCGGCUCCAGUCACAGCAGAACCGUCAACCAAUGAUGACUCAGAUGAGUAGUGUGUCGAAUGUGAACCUACCUCUUCGAGCCAGCGCUCCAAACCAGGGGACCAUCAACGCUCAGAUGUUGGCGCAGCGUCAGCGAGAGCUGCUGAGUAAUCACCUGAGGCAGCGGCAGCAGCAGCAGGCCCAGCAGGUCCAGCAGCAGCGCAGCAUGGCCAUGAGGGCCCAGGGCCUCAACCUUCCUCCAAACAUGGCUGCCGGAGGCAUGAGUAACCCCAGGAUACCCCAGGCCAACCCCCAGCAGUUCCCCUACCCACCCAGCUACGGUACCAGUACAGGCCUGGCCUCGCCACCUCCCUCUACCAGCCCCUUCUCCUCCCCUCUCUCCCCCAGCCUGCCCUCUCUCCCUCCCAACCCCCAGCUCCACCUGCAUGGCACCUCCUCCUCUUCCUCCACCUCCUCCUCCUCCUCACAGAUGAUGAUGGGAAACACAAACAUGAUGGGCGGACAGUACGGGGCCGUACUCAGCCCCCAAUUGCAGCACAGUGCCUUUCAGUUUCCCAACUCAGGUAUGAACCAACAAGCAGAGGGAGGAUUUGGAGGGCCUGGCACGCCACAGAGCCCCAUGCUCUCUCCCCGCAUGGCCCACACACAGUCCCCCAUGAUGCAGCAGGGCCAAGGAAACGCUGCUUUCCAGGGCUCUCCUGACAUGAACGGCUGGCCACAAGGCAACAUUGGAGGAAACAGUAUGUUCUCACAGCAGCAGGCAUCGCCGCAGUUCACUCAGCAGAACAACAGCAACAUGUACAACGGCAAUGGCAUGAACCUUAACAACGUCUCCAUGGCCGCCAACAUGGCUACCAGCAGCAUGGGCCAGAUGGGCGGGCAGAUGAGCGUCACGUCCAUGGCCUCGGGGCCCUCGCCCGGCUUGCCCUCCAUGGGAACAGAACAGAAAUACUGUUGACCCUCAUGGAGCUCUUACCCUGAACCUCAGUGAUCAGCUGGUCCAAGGAGCACGUCGGCCCUUUAAAAUUGUACAAACAUGUAACCAUCUGACGGCCCCUUGAACCAGCCAGGCCCGGACCCCGGCCCCCGGAUGUCACCCCCAGCUCCGAGUUUGCUGUCUGUCCCCCAGGCCGGGUGUCUUCGGCGGACCCCCGGAGGAGCCCGGCCCCCGAACAGACACCAGAGUGUGUGCAGAGGGCUGGGGGUGGGUGGGGGGGGGGGGGGAGGGAUUGUGGAUCUAUGUCCUAACCUGCCUAACCCUCCUGGAGGAGAGCCUUGUGAUGAGCCAGUCUGUCUGCCUGUCCAGCUGCAUUCACCGUAGUGUGACUUACUGUAAGCCUCCUCAACAGGGGGGGACACUGACCUAAAGAGGGCAGCAGUGGGUGGGAUCCCUUGUUCUGAUGAAUGUAUUCCUCUCAGUGGACAGCGGCCAUUUACAAUCUCAUCUCAGAAAAUGACGUACACUGAUUUUCUUUUUUCUCACUCAUUUGGGACAUUUGCCCAUAAUUCCAAAAUGGCAGCAAAGACUCCCAAGUUGUGUUCAAAUCUACGGACGGAGCUGGAACACUUAACCGGUUUUGCCUUUUUGCUGAUCUUUAUUUUAUUAUUAUUUUAGUUGUUUAUUUUAUUUUUCUUGUUGUGAGAAAUAAGAUGUAGAAUGAAGAUAUGGUUGAAAAAACUGAUCUUGAAAAACACUGCAGAAGAAUGGUUUGAGUGGAAUGGAGAUUUGUAUGAUUAGACUAAUUUAGUCAAGAGGUUUAUAUAGUGUAUUAAAUUAAGUUUUAUUUUUCUGUAUAGAUUCAUUUUAAAUAUUGUAGAUGAUUCUUUAUCCUAGUAGCAACAAGAAAAAAGAUUUCUCAAAGUGUGAAAGAGGCACUUUUUUAUCAUUUUAACAGUAAUGGUUGUAUUCUUUCUGAGAAGAUUCUUCUUUAAGCCUGAAUUAUGGAUUAUACUUUGGUCCUGGAGUUUCAGAAGAAGAUGUCAAAAUCAUAUAUGGUUUCAAAAUGAACUACAGAGAUUGUACAUACCGAUAAGAAAAAACAUUUUCUUUCCUAUUUAUUUUAUUCCUUAGGGUUUGGUUCUCCCUCCCUGUCUGGUCACAACUGCCUCUUGAAGCAGAGCAGGUAUUUCUUUUCUUUUUUUUUUCUUUUCUUUUAUUACUUUUUGGGUGGUGGAGUGGGAGCCUUCACGUUCUGGUACGAUGCAGAAAUGGGUGUGGGUGGGAGGUAUAGGGAAGGUUUGUAAGGGGGUGUGCUGUGUAUACAGUGUACAGAUUAUCGCUUGCUUCUCUGCCUUUAGCAUAGAACGUCACAGAAAAAUUAAAAAAAAAAAUAAGGACAACUUCAACACAGCCAUACAAUUAUUAAAAAAAAAAUUAACAGAA